AUGGUAGAUGUGGGAACUCAAACUGAGUUAACCAUGGAACACCUAAAAGAGAUGGAAAACAACAUCCAUUCUUUAUCUGAACGAUUAACUACUACUGAUAUAGUGGACACAAAUAGUUUAGAUGGCAAAGAUAUUUUAUUUAGAUUAGAUGUAAUAGAAAGAGGAGUUGCCAGCAUGGAAGAGGAUAAAAUUCAUAACCAAACCCAAGGGAAUGAAAUGAGAAUAAAGUUGUUAAACCUAGAAUUAGAAAGAAAAAGGGUUCAAUAG
Scutellospora calospora is the source of this 267-nucleotide messenger RNA. Lineage: Eukaryota; Fungi; Glomeromycota; Glomeromycetes; Diversisporales; Gigasporaceae. The record is from the annotation of a GenBank genome assembly.